CCAGCAGACUGGGCUCACCAUGGUGCCAGGCGCCGUCCUGGCACGAGGGAGGGAUGUGUGCAAGCGGAACGGACUGCUCAUCCUGUCUGUGCUAUCUGUCACCGUGGGCUGCCUUCUCGGCUUCUUCCUGAGGACCCGUCGCCUAUCACCACAGGAAAUUAGUUACUUCCAGUUUCCUGGAGAGCUCCUGAUGAGGAUGUUGAAGAUGCUGAUCCUGCCACUGGUGGUCUCCAGCUUGAUGUCUGGCCUCGCCUCCCUGGAUGCCAAGACCUCCAGCCGCCUGGGCAUCCUCACCGUGGCAUACUACCUGUGGACCACCUUCGUGGCAGUCAUCGUGGGCAUCAUCAUGGUCUCUAUCAUCCACCCGGGGGGCGCAGCCCAGAAGGAGACGACAGAGCAGAGCGGGAAGCCCAUCAUGAGCUCGGCCGAUGCCCUGCUGGACCUUAUCCGGAACAUGUUCCCAGCCAACUUGGUGGAAGCCACUUUCAAACAGUACCGUACCAAGACCACCCCCGUUGUCAAAUCCCCCAAGAUGGCAUCAGAGGAGGCCCCUCCUCGGCAGAUCCUCAUCUACGGGGUCCAGGAAGAGAACGGCUCUCAUGUUCAGAACUUUGCCCUGGACCUGACCCCGCCGCCCGAGGUUGUUUACAAGUCAGAGCCUGACACCAUCGAUGGCAUGAACGUGCUGGGCAUCGUCAUCUUCUCUGCCACCAUGGGCAUCAUGCUGGGCCGCAUGGGGGACAAUGGGACCCCUCUAGUCAGCUUCUGCCAGUGCCUCAAUGAGUCCGUCAUGAAGAUUGUGGCGGUGGCUGUGUGGUACUUCCCCUUUGGCAUUGUGUUCCUCAUCGCCGGCAAGAUCCUGGAGAUGGACGACCCCACAGCAGUCAGAAAGAAGCUGGGUUUCUACGCGGUCACCGUGGUGUGUGGGCUGGUGGUCCAUGGCCUCUUCAUCCUGCCCCUGCUCUACUUCUUCAUCACCAAAAAGAACCCCAUUGUCUUUAUCCGAGGCGUCCUCCAGGCCCUGCUCAUUGCACUGGCCACCUCCUCCAGCUCAGCCACACUGCCCAUCACCUUCAAGUGCCUGCUGGAAAACAACCACAUUGACCGGCGGAUUGCCCGCUUUGUGCUGCCCGUGGGCGCCACCAUCAACAUGGACGGGACAGCGCUCUACGAGGCUGUGGCCGCCAUCUUCAUUGCCCAGGUCAACAACUAUGAGCUGGACUUCGGCCAGAUCAUCACCAUCAGCAUCACGGCCACAGCGGCCAGCAUCGGGGCAGCUGGCAUCCCCCAGGCUGGGCUCGUCACCAUGGUCAUCGUACUCACCUCCGUGGGACUUCCCACUGACGACAUCACCCUCAUCAUCGCUGUCGACUGGGCUCUGGACCGUUUUCGCACCAUGAUUAACGUGCUGGGUGACGCGCUGGCGGCAGGGAUCAUGGCCCACAUCUGCCGGAAGGACUUUGCUCAGGACACAGGCGUGGAGAAACUGCCGCCCCGUGAGACCAAGCCAGUGAGCCUCCAGGAGAUCGUGGCAACCCAGCAGAAUGGCUGUGUGAAGAGCGUGGCGGAGGCCUCAGAGCUGACCCUGGGCCCUGCCUGUCCCCACCACAUCCCUGUCCAGGUGGAGCAGGACGAGGAACCAGCUGCCACCUCUCUGGACCACUGCACCAUUGAGAUCAGUGAGCUUGAGACCAAUGUGUAGCCUGCAGAGCUGCAGGGGCCAGGGGAGGCCUCCAGGUCUAGGGGCCAAGGGCAGGAUCUCAACUCACUACUUUUCCGAGCACUCGACAGGAGCCAGGCUCACACACUCCUCCCACCCUUGAGAGGCCAGGAUUCGCCCCACAGGCCAGACAAUAAAGUCUCAGAAAGGGAAAGACUGCAUGUGGGAGCCCCAGCUGGAGAAUUAUGACCUGGCACAGCCAAGGACCCAGCUAUGACAUUUCCACUGUGUUAACCUAUGAGGGUGGCAGCAGGGGCUAUAUGGUCCCACUUUCUGGAUCACAGAGUUGAGACCCCGUGAGCUGAAAACACUUGCCCCAGGUCUCAGGGCAGGUAACGUCAGGGCCAGGACUCUAACUCAAGUCUUCCAGGCCCUGGCCACUCUCUCCUGGAGGACAGGGGCCUGCAGGGCCAGAUGCCAAGGGUCUCUGCCCCUCUGCAGGAGCUCAGCAGCCACCACUGCCUUCAGUUUAUGAAGAUACAGCGAUGUUCUGGUUCUGCCCCAGCUGAGUCCCUGCCCAGGCCGGUCACCCUCCCUGCCCCAUAACACGUGGCCUCAGACAAACAGCCCUCCCUGAGGACAGCCCAGCCCUAGGCCAAGGCCCGCUGCCUGCCACGUGCCACAGCCUGUCCCGUCUCCCAUCAGUCUCACCAGUCGUGUCUCACAAAGCUCAGCCCGUGUGGAGACAGCAUGGCCUCAGAAGAGCUGCAGGGGCCCUUGGACACAUCUGGGCCAGUCUCCCACAGGACAGGUGGGCCAGCCAGGACUGGGGAGGCAGGCUUGCCUGGGAUGCUUUAGUCAAGCUGCCCAUGGAGCCUUGGGGUCAGCACUCUCCAUGAGCCUGUGUGAUGGAGUGGUGUUAGAUUUUCUACUCCUUUCUGUGUUCGCAAAUUCGGUGAUAACUAAAUAAAGGUGUUUUGUUUUUCAAUUUUGUGGGCUUGGUGACCAUACCCUGGCCAGCAUUUUUU
Messenger RNA from Lynx canadensis (Canada lynx), 2688 nucleotides. It is a transcript of the gene SLC1A7, whose product is annotated as solute carrier family 1 member 7. The transcript has 11 exons. Gene Ontology annotation, biological process: L-glutamate transmembrane transport. The coding region runs from base 20 to 1702 and encodes 560 amino acids. Lineage: Eukaryota; Metazoa; Chordata; Mammalia; Carnivora; Felidae. The record is from RefSeq and is a predicted model, not a curated record. Gene Ontology annotation, cellular component: plasma membrane. Gene Ontology annotation, molecular function: glutamate:sodium symporter activity; neutral L-amino acid transmembrane transporter activity; L-glutamate transmembrane transporter activity.